Messenger RNA from Porites lobata, 864 nucleotides. The record is from the annotation of a GenBank genome assembly. Lineage: Eukaryota; Metazoa; Cnidaria; Anthozoa; Scleractinia; Poritidae.
AUGACAGGAGCAAUGACAGUCUUUAAAGUUGCCAUGAACAGCUUUACAAGUUAUUCCGCCAUCAUGUUAAACGUCGUUGCAAUAAUCGCAUUGAGAAAAACUCCAUCAUUUCCGAAGCCUUUAAAAAUACUACUUCUAAGUAUCAGUGCCUCAGAUCUUUGUGUUGGUUUGCUAGUACAGCCAUUGUACGUGGCACUUGCUAUGAUUGAUGAACGCAAUCCGAUUUUCGAACCAUUGGCAAGAGUGAAUACUAUUUCAGGCACAAUUUUUUGUACUGCUACGCUGUUGGGUAUUUGUGCUGUAUCAGUAGACAGAUUCCUAGCAAUUCAUCUUCAUCUUCGAUACCAGGAAAUCGUUACUCACAGACGCGUUGAGGCUGUGGUUAUCUCAAUUUGGGUUUUGAGUGCAGUUCUUUCGCUCCCGCGAACAAGAACACCUUCUGAGAAGACCGAUAGGAUAAUCCUCGCCAUCAUGGUUUUUAUUACCCUUGGUUGUCUUGUCGCAAUAGCAAUAAUUUAUGUUAAACUUUAUGUAGUUUUGAAACACCAUAUUAUGCAAGUUCAAGCCCUUAACAUAAAUCUAGAUUCUCAGACCACUGUGGCAAUUGAAGAUACUGCUAGACAGAAAAAAUGUACAGUCGCCAUUUUCUACUUAUAUCUCACGCUUUUGAUUUGCUACUUGCCAAACGCAUGUGUUGCUUUAAUGAUUGUAGUAGAUGCCUCUUUUCCCUUCGAAAUUAUCCAUUUCUCGGACACUUUGGUAUAUCUCAACUCAUCCCUCGAUCCUUUGAUUUACUGUUGGAAGAUGCGGCAAGUACGACUCGCUGCCAUGAACAUACUACGAAACAUACAUUUUAGAUGUUAG